UGUGCACAUCUUGUUUUCUUGUGGGGACAGCGGCGAUGUCUUAAACGAAAUUGCUCUUCUUAAUCAACUCAACUGGAAUAGUAUUUCUCAUUUCUAAUUAUAUAUCUGUAACACACCAGACCCUGGAAAAGACUAGAGGAUAAAAUGUUUGUCACAGUGAAGUUUGGAGCUGAUCAACAACUUAUUUUGAACCCCAACUGCAAGGUGGUUAAUCUGGCUGAAAUUCUGAGGGAGAAGUGUCAGUGUGGGCCAGAGGUUUCUAUAGAUCUCCUGGAUGAAUUGGGAAACCUAGUAAACCUGAGUGAUCUGGAGGGGUCACAGGACAACGCCACAAAUUACCUAAAGGAGCGGCAUCGCUAUAUUCUAGUUAGAAUUAUACGGGGAGAAGGAUCUGAGACGGCUCGUUACGAGUCUAUGCUGGACAAUCUGGGAAAGCGACAUCCAGAUUUAGCAGAGCGCUUGCAGAAGCUAUCACACCCCCAUUUACGAGAAAAGUGGCGCAACACCACACAGAAGAAGGUACGCCAACCCAAAGAAACAUUUUUUCCCUCUCCAACCAAGAUCCGAGCUAUGUCCCAGCAAAAAAGCAGACCAUCUUGAGUUGAGAUGUCAAUGUUUCUGAACAGACUUUGUAUUUAGCACAACCCUGCUGUUGACAAAAAAUGCCAUAAAAAAACUAAUGUUGCAAAAGUCA
This is a messenger RNA of Bombina bombina (fire-bellied toad), 694 nucleotides long. RefSeq names its product chromosome 2 C22orf15 homolog (gene C2H22orf15). The record is from RefSeq and is a predicted model, not a curated record. The transcript has 5 exons. Lineage: Eukaryota; Metazoa; Chordata; Amphibia; Anura; Bombinatoridae. Bases 145 to 600 code for a protein of 151 amino acids.